AUGAUUGGGGAGGAGCCUAGACUGAGUGACCCCACGCUGCAGGAAGAUUGGGACGAGCGUGCCUCGGCUGGCUACUACUUGAUGUCGCAGAGUUUGGAGCUGAACCAGCGUCAUCACGUCAUGCACCUGCUGCCGGAGGUUGAGUGCGGUCCGAAGGCGUGGACGGUGUUGAAGGAGCUGCACGCCCCUACCUCCGUCGCUGCGACGCUCAUGAUGGAGAGGGAGCUGUCCGCGUUGCGCCUGAGCGAGGGAGAGCCAGUGCAACCCAUCCUGGACAAGAUGCGUGAUCUCUACGCGAAGCUGGCGAUCGCGGGAAUCACCUACCCGGAGCAGACCAAAUGCCUGAAGAUGCUCUCGCUGCUGCCAGAAUCGUGGCUUCAAUUCACGAGCAGAUUGAGCUUGAAGCAGAACCAGAGCUUGUGGAUGCUCGAGUGGGUGCGGACGAAGAUUCUGGAGGAGGACUUCCAUCGCCGCCAACUGAGGGGUGGAGACGACGGCAGCAGCGGCUACGGGAUGCAAGGGAGCCGACGUGGCAGAGGACGUGGCUUCAGUGGUGCUGGACGCGGUGCAAAGAAAGACGAUGACUCCAACGACCAACAAGGAGGUACCGGUUGGGGUCGCGGUGCGAAAUCUGGACGUGGGGGCAAGUCGGGUGCUGGUGGCAAAAUGAAAGGGAGUUGCUGGUAUUGUGAGAAAGAAGGGCACCCCUGGUUUUUGUGCUAUAAGAAACUCGAUGGAUGGACCCCCCAGAAUCGUCACCAGGAUGGCGGCGCGCGGAGGAACCAGAAAAACGGCGCCAACAUGGUCGCUGAUUCGUCCGACAACAACCCGAAGGGCAACGGCGGUGCGGAGAAGAAGGAGCGCACCGCGGGCCAAUUCUUCCAUGUGGGAGACAAAGGGGAGCAAGGAGACGCCUCUGCCAAAGUUGGAGCAGAGCUGCACCCCCUGGACUAUUGGGUGGCUGGUGCGGGACGAGCUGCGUUUAAGGGAGCGGAUGGCAAGCCGGUGGUGCUGCACGACGUUCUCCUCGUCCCCGACCUGAAGGCCAACCUUAUCUCCCUCCGUAAGCUUGGCAAGGCUGGGGUGAACACCAACACGGAUGGGGCACGCACUUAUAAGGGGAAGCUGGGCAAACAAAUGCUUUGGGAUCUGCACGAGAGCAAGGACGUGUACAGAUCUAUGUGGCAGCUGCCGGCCCUGGCGUGGCACGGUGGGGGGCAGGCUGGAGAGGGGUCUGCAUCCCAGGGGAAGUGCAACGCCGUUGGAGGGGUUGGUGUGAAAGUGUCGGCCAGAUCUGGGGAGACAGAUUGGGCAACGGCACACCGGCGCUUAGGGCAUGUGGCAAUGCCUUUGCUGAAGCAGCUGGAGAAGGAUGGAGCCGUUCAGGGUCUGAAGCUGAACAAACAGCCACCCGAUGAAAACUGUGAAAUCUGUUUGCUCUCAAAGUUCACCCGUUUCCCCUUCCAUAGUGUGGCUGGCAAGAGCAAGAAGCCGCUGGAGCUGGUCCACAUGGACUUGGUGGGGCCGCUGUCGGUGCAAGGGCACAAGGGGCAGGCUAAUGUGGGCCAAGCGGAGUGUGUGGUGAAGCGGAUCAGGACAGACCGGGGUGGUGAGUUCCUUGGAGCUGAGAUGACGGCCUGGCUCAAGAAGCAGGGCAUUCAGAGGGAGCUGUCCAUUGCUUACACCCCACAGUCCAACGGUGUAGCAGAACGGGCGAACCGGACUAUUCUAGAGACAGCUAGGGCGCUGCUCAUAGAAUCUGGGCUUGGAAACUUCAUGUGGCCUCACGCUGUCCGGCACGCUACCGUCGCUAGGAACAGGGUACUCACCAAGGUUGGUAAUGACUCGUGGGUGCCGUUGGAGAGGUGGUUUGGGAGGAAGCCGCCGGUGGACAUGCUGAGGGUGUUUGGUUGCAUGGCAGUCGCCCACGUCCCCAAGCCCUACCGCAGUAAGUUGGGGGCGAGUGCAAUCUGGUGUGUGCAUUUGGGACUGGCAGCUGAGAGCAAGGGAUGGCUGCUGUGGGAACCAUCCAAGGGUGUGUUUUUUGACAGCAGGGAUGUGAAAUUCAUUGAGGGCAUGAUGUAUGGGAGCUGGGAGAAACAACCAGAGGCAAGGGUGUACCAACAGAUGGAGCAGAUCACCAUGCAGCUGGACCUGACUCCUAGUGUGUGGGAGGAGGGAGAAGAGGCAGCUGCGGGGAAUGGUGAUGGAGAAAAUGUACAGGAGGCACCUGCUGGUGGAGGAGAGGCUGGCGAUAGCACUAGUGAAGCUGCUGGAUCCGAGGGAGGAAAGCAGCAGCAGGGGAAAGCUAAGAAGCCGAAGGGUGUCGUUAUGAAGGGAUGGGAGACACCCGUCUCCAAGCCAGGACGUACCCGUAUGGCUACUAAGAAGCUGACUGCAGGAUCAGGUGUAGCGGAGCAGCAGCUUGGGACCGAGGAGGCAAUGCUGAUUCUACCUCAUGGCUAUGACCCAGAUGAGGAGGAUGAACCUGCCUACUGUUUUAUCGCCCCUGCACCAGAGGAACCAGCUAGCAUGGAGGAGGCAUUAGCUGGACCAGAUAGGGACAAGUGGCUGGCUUCUAGGGAUGCUGAGUACCAGAGCCUGCUGGAGAACGGGACUUGGGAUCUAGUGAAGGAGACGUGGGACUUCAAUGAGAUCUUUGCUCCCACUGCCAAACCCCCUACCCUUCGUGUCUUGUUGGCAGAUGCAGCCGUUAGUGGGAAAUUCAUUAUCCAGAUGGAUAUAUCAACGGCAUUCCUCAACGGGAUUUUAGAGGAGGAGGUGUUCAUGACGCAGCCGCCUGGGUAUGAGGAUGGUACGGGCAGGGUGUGCAAGCUGAAAAAGUCCAUCUACGGCUUGAAGCAGGCACCACGCUGCUGGUACCAGAAGUUGGCAGCUGUUUUAGAGGAGAUAGGGUUCAGGACCAGCAGCUGUGAUGAGAGCCUCUUUCUCAAGGGGGAGGGGGAGGAGCUGGUGAUGUUUCUGGUCUCCGUAGACGACAUUCUUCUCUUCAGCAGCAGCAUGAAGGAGAUCCAGAAAGUGCAGCAGCAGCUGAUGGAGAACUUCAAGUGCAAGAACCUUGGGGAGGUAAAGUACUACCUCGGGAUGCACGUGGAGAGGGAUCUGGAUCACAGGUGGUUGAAGCUGCACCAGGAGAAGUUCAUCAAGGAGCUGGGGGAGAAGUGUGGGAUUGAGAAUGAGCGCAAGGUUGCAACUUCCCUGCCAGCAGAAUUUAAGCUUGUGAAGGCUGCAGAAGAUGAAGGG
Molecule: messenger RNA, 3264 nt
Organism: Closterium sp. Yama58-4
Lineage: Eukaryota; Viridiplantae; Streptophyta; Zygnematophyceae; Desmidiales; Closteriaceae
Source: the annotation of a GenBank genome assembly